Molecule: messenger RNA, 974 nt
Organism: Drosophila novamexicana
Lineage: Eukaryota; Metazoa; Arthropoda; Insecta; Diptera; Drosophilidae
Gene: Rsph9
Product: radial spoke head protein 9 homolog
Exons: 2
Coding region: 98-943 (281 amino acids)
Biological process (GO): motile cilium assembly; axoneme assembly; cilium movement involved in cell motility
Cellular component (GO): axoneme
Source: RefSeq, a predicted model, not a curated record
GUGUUGGAUUCCUGAUAAAGUCCUAGCCUAGUCGACGGGGCCACACAAAUCCAUAAAACUAGAAUAUUUUGAGUACGGUUUAAAUUGAGCAGCUAACAUGAACGUUGAGUACUUUUCGGAAGGGCUGGAAUGCCUAAUGUAUUGCGGCCGCAAGUUGUCGCCGGAGCAGCGUAUACUCAUUGAGAAUUCGCUGAUUGUGCUGUUGCAGGAGAAUCGUUUCUCGGGCAUGUAUUUCUGGGGACGCAUUACGGCCACCAAGAACGAUUACUAUAUUGCCUUUGGUUAUACAAACGAUUGCUUAAAGGAUCGCAAGUACUUCUACAGUUUGGAUCAGUAUCAAUGGCAGCUAUUGCCCUUUGUGCAGAGCCCGAAAAUCUUUCAGGCCACGAUCCUAGCGCCCGAUCCAUUUGUCGGGGAUCCCAGUCUGCAGACCUAUGUCAAGCUGGAUCCGACAUUUAAUAUUGUGGACAAUCAGGUGGUCAGCAUCAGUCGCCCGGAGGUGAUCAAGCUCAAGGAAGAGGAACGCCUGGCUGCCAUAGUGUUUAUCAUAAGCGAGGAGAGCGCAAUUUGUCCACGCGGUGCACUCUACAAGAUGGUCGAUGGUCGUGUCAUACCAAAUCAAAUGUUCCGCGGCCUAAACGAUUUGCAAAUCGACAAUCUAUCCUACUACCAGCUGUAUCGACUGCCGCGCAACGAUCUAAAGACAAAUCUGUCAAAGCGCAGCGAUUACAACUAUGCCAUUGAUUUUCUGGAUACCAUCGAUGGCGUUAUACCGCUCAGCCAGGCCUUUUCGCUGAACAUGCAGCGCAACGAGCGCAUCGCAAUUAUCAAGUCCUGCGUCUGGCUGGGCAUGACCUUCUUCCACAAGCUCAACUCACGCAAGCAUGGCUUCCUCUAUCUGGGCGACGGGCGCAAGAACUUUGAUUUGCUCUUUAUGUAUUGAAAUACCAAUAUAUAUUUUUCAGUUGCUGGCA